UUUUAAUUUCAAACAGAAUUAAAAAAAAAAACUUUAAAAUACUAAUAAUAAACUUAAUUAUUUCAUGAUAAAAUGAAAGAAAAGGUGGAAAUUGAUAAGGUGUACAACCGUAAAAAGAAUGGAGUUGUACCCACUUUGUUGAAAUUCCAAAAUGGUAAACUUAGUGCUUUUACGAAAGAAAAUACACAUUUUUGCCGUUUGAGAAGUCGUCAGGAUAAGAAUGUAAUGGGUGCUUUACUGGUGGCCAAUGGUCACACCUAUCAAGGUUUGAUAGAUGAUAGCGAUGCUAGUGAAUUGACGGAUACGUACAUUUGUGUUCGUAAUAAAGUGACAAACAAGAUGACAAUUAUCCCCAUUGAUCAGGUAACCUUAAAGAAUAGCAUUUAUCAGGAUAUUGAUCAAACACAACGUGAAGCUCUCUCAGAUCAUGUACGCAAAAUGACAUUGCUAAAGAAAUUUGGUGGUCGUAAGGCCUCACGUUAUAUUAAUGAUAAGGAAAAAAUGCACAUGGAUAUAAAAAUCGUACAAGAAGAAUUGCAGAACACUGUUGAAGAAGCCGGUCUUGAAGAAAACGAGGCGGAAGAAAGUGUGGAUAACACAGCAUAUUUAGAUAAAAUAAGACCACCUAUGAAUGUAGAAGCAAAACAAGUAAGUGAUGUUUACGCAUUAGAAGAUGUGGUACCCAUGGAUCUAUUGAAUCGUUUAGACGAAGAAGCUAAGACGGUUUAUCAAACUCAAAUUGAUCAAAUACCCAUACAAUCGGAAUUUUUAAAGAAACUUAUAGAAACCAUACAACAAUCACCUGCUGAUAAAGAAGGUUUAGACCGUUUAAAAUUAAUUAUUUAUAUGGACUCUUUGUUGAAACUAAUUAAAUCACGUGUUAAAUCUUUGAAAAAGGCCAACUUAUCAGAUAUUUCCGAAAAAGUGGAAAAUAAUGUGCGUGAUCGUUUUUCCGAUCCCAAUUCUAGUUUUAGCGGUUGUCGCACAUCUUUCUCUACCGAAAAAGCUUUAUGUCACUUUAUAGUUUUAGCCUUGUUGGUCAGUGAUAACUAUAGCGUAGAUGGUGCUGUUUUGUCUCAAGAAUUGAAUGCUCCUCGUUCAAAAGUUAAUAAAUAUGCUCAUAUUGUUCAAGCUUUACCUAAGUCUAGAACCUCUAUUUUGACCCUGAGAUUGCCUAAAAGUGUACCACCAGUACCUACAAGUUUUGCUAAAAGAAAAAAGGAUUAAGUUUUCUUUUUAAAAUGUUUGGGAUGUUUAUGAAAAUGGUUGUUUAACAUAAUAAAAAAUUAUAUUAAAUAAAAGUAUUUUUUAUUAAAAUUUUA
Lucilia cuprina (Australian sheep blowfly) is the source of this 1322-nucleotide messenger RNA. RefSeq names its product DNA-directed RNA polymerase I subunit rpa49 (gene Polr1E). The coding region runs from base 73 to 1227 and encodes 384 amino acids. The transcript is spliced from 5 exons. Gene Ontology annotation, molecular function: DNA binding. The record is from RefSeq and is a predicted model, not a curated record. Gene Ontology annotation, biological process: nucleolar large rRNA transcription by RNA polymerase I; RNA polymerase I preinitiation complex assembly; transcription elongation by RNA polymerase I. NCBI's taxonomy places the organism in Eukaryota, Metazoa, Arthropoda, Insecta, Diptera, Calliphoridae. Gene Ontology annotation, cellular component: RNA polymerase I complex.